AAUACCUAUGAACACCUGGAUAGACCACAGGACUUAAAUGAAGAGUGAAAAUCAAACUGUGAAUCCAGAAUUUCAUUUCCAACCAUUCACAACCAUCCCAGAGAUGAAAUGGCUGAUCUUCUGGACUUUUCUGAUUCUCUACUUGCUCAGCCUACUUGGGAAUGUGUCCGUUGUUUUCAUCAUUUACACUGUAAGCUCUCUCCAUAUCCCAAUGUAUUUUUUCUUGGGUAACCUCGCAUUUCUGGAGAUCACCUACUCUACCACCAUUGCCCCCUUAACUUUGGCUAAUCUUGCUUCAGUGAGAAAGAUCUCCAUUUCUUUGGGUGGGUGUGGCACCCAGAUGUUUUGGUUUACCGUGCUGGGGGGCUCAGAUUGCCUCCUGCUGGCUAUCAUGGCUUAUGAUCGAUGUGUGGCAAUUUGCCGCCCACUAAGUUACCCUCUCAUUAUGACCUGGAGAAUGUGUAUGAGUCUUGUAGUUGGGAUAGUGGCCAUGUCUGGGACCUGUGCUUUAGUGUGGGGUCUCCUCAUCCUGACUCUGACUUUCUGUGGCAAUGAUAUGUCAAUCAGAAAUUUUUACUGUGAUUAUCCUGCUCUAAUGAAAGCGGCAUGUGGAGACACUCACGGCCAGCAACUUGGCCUUUAUAUUGCAAGUACUAUUUUCUUGGCUGUCCCCUUCACACUAAUCUUCAUGUCCUAUGUCAUCAUCACAAUGACCAUCCUACGCAUCCCUUCUGCCUUGGGGCGUCAACGAGCAUUCUCUACUUGUUCCUCCCAUAUAAUGGUUGUCCUUAUGCAGUAUAGCUGUAGUGGUUUAAUAUUCCUAUUCCCUGGUUCCUGGCUCUCUGCAGAGCAAGUUCGGGUGGUGUCUGUCUUCUACACUUUUGUCACCCCUGUAUUAAACCCUCUGAUUUAUAGCAUGAGGAACAAAGAGUUAAAAGAUGCAAUGAACAGGUCCUUCAGAAGAAUAAUGCUGCCUGAGAAGAAAUCAGACAAUGUUGUCGAUAAGACACUGUAA
Molecule: messenger RNA, 1015 nt
Organism: Ahaetulla prasina
Lineage: Eukaryota; Metazoa; Chordata; Lepidosauria; Squamata; Colubridae
Product: olfactory receptor 10V1-like
Exons: 2
Coding region: 38-1015 (325 amino acids)
Biological process (GO): G protein-coupled receptor signaling pathway
Cellular component (GO): membrane
Molecular function (GO): olfactory receptor activity; G protein-coupled receptor activity
Source: RefSeq, a predicted model, not a curated record